AUGAAGCUUCUCGCUGCUGCUGCCAGCUUGAUCGUGGCCACCGAGGCUGCCGGCAUCGGAUCCAAUGUUCAAUCCGUUCUACAACAAGUCAUUGGGCUCGAUACUCACCAGCCCAAGCCUAACAUUCUGUUCGUGAUCACGGACGAUCAAGACCUAGAGCUCGACUCGGUCGCAUACACUCCGCUCAUCCAAAAACACCUGCGCGACAAGGGUACCUUUUUCUGCAAUCAUUUCGUGACGACCGCGCUCUGUUGCCCCUCGCGAGUCAGCCUGUGGACCGGGCGCCAGGCCCAUAACACAAACGUGACCGACGUCCGCCCGCCAUACGGUGGGUAUCCCAAAUUCGUGGAUCGCGGAUUCAACGAGAACUUCCUGCCAGUCUGGCUACAGGAGGCUGGCUAUGAUACGUACUACACCGGCAAACUCUUCAAUGCCCACACGAUAGACAAUUACCAUCGUCCUCACGUCAACGGCUUCAACGGCUCCGAUUUUCUACUCGACCCGUACACAUACACCUACCUCAAUGCGACGUAUCAGCGCAACCACGACCCUCCCAUGAGCUACGAGGGCCAGCACACAAUUGAUGUUAUCACGGAGAAAGCCCUGGGUUUCCUAGAUGAUGCGCUGCAAGGCGAGCGGCCCUUCUUUGUUACGGUCGCGCCCGUGGCGCCGCACUCGAACGUCGACCCCAACGCCAUGGAAACCGGUAGGAUCACCAUGGGCGCGCCGGUUCCUCUGGAGCGGCAUCAGCAUCUAUUUGAAGAUGUCAAAGUCCCUCGCACCGAGCACUUUAACCCCGAUGAGCCGAGCGGCGUCAGCUGGAUUCGCGAUUUGCCCCAGCAGAACCAGAGCGUGAUCGAUUACAACGACCACUUCUACCGUUCUCGGCUGCGUGCCUUGCAGGGAGUUGAUGAGCUGGUGGAUACCCUCAUUAAGCGUCUGGAAGAAAGCAACAAGCUGGAUAACACCUACAUUAUCUAUACCUCUGACAACGGAUUCCACAUCGGCCAACACCGACUCCCACCGGGCAAGACAUGCGGUUUUGAAGAGGACAUCCGAGUCCCCCUGUUCAUUCGUGGGCCCGGAAUCCCGGAAGGCUAUGUGCAGGAUUCGGUGACGACUCACAUCGAUUUGGCUCCCACCAUAUUCGACCUGGCGGGGAUCCCGCCGCGCUCGGAUUUCGAUGGAACUGCGAUUCCCGUGACGCCCGACUUUGCUGGUCGACGCCACGAGCAUGUCACGGUCGAAUACUGGGGAAAGGGUAUCAUGGAGGGCACCUUUGGCGGUAUCGGCCCCGGGGGUUCCUCGAUGGUUCCCAACAACACGUACAAGUCAGUUCGUCUGCUAGGAGAAGGAUACAACCUCUACUAUUCUGUCUGGUGCAACAACGAGCACGAGCUUUAUGACCUUUCGACCGACCCGUAUCAGUUGCACAAUCUUUAUCCGAGUAGCGCUCAGGCAGAUGAUGACGAGCCUAGAAUCCUCGGUCGCAGUCUGUCCCAGGCCAUCACCAGGCUGGAUGCGCUUCUUCUCGUGUUGAAGUCUUGCCAAGGUAACACCUGCAUCGAGCCGUGGAAUGCUCUCCAGCCGGAGAAUUCAGUUAGAAGCCUUCGGGAUGCUCUCGACAAGCGCUACGAUGCAUUUUACGAAAGACAACCUCAAGUGUCUUUCGAUUGGUGCGCUGCAGGACAUAUUAUUGAGGCCGAGGGGCCUCAAGUGCCGUUGACCAGUCGCUAUGGCCUUUCCUGGGACAACUGGGUGUAA
Molecule: messenger RNA, 1764 nt
Organism: Penicillium cinerascens
Lineage: Eukaryota; Fungi; Ascomycota; Eurotiomycetes; Eurotiales; Aspergillaceae
Product: sulfatase family protein
Exons: 5
Coding region: 1-1764 (587 amino acids)
Biological process (GO): phenol-containing compound metabolic process
Molecular function (GO): N-acetylglucosamine-6-sulfatase activity; arylsulfatase activity; glycosaminoglycan binding
Source: RefSeq, a predicted model, not a curated record